Molecule: messenger RNA, 912 nt
Organism: Ixodes scapularis (black-legged tick)
Lineage: Eukaryota; Metazoa; Arthropoda; Arachnida; Ixodida; Ixodidae
Exons: 1
Coding region: 1-912 (303 amino acids)
Source: RefSeq, a predicted model, not a curated record
AUGACGCAGGUGGAAGAGAAAGUCAACGCCGCUCUGUGCGUCACUGUACUCACGGACAGCUGGACCAAUGUACGGGGCGAGAGCAUCUUGAACUUUGUGUUGGCUACACCGAAGCCUAUUUUCUACAGCGCCGUGGAGACGGAAGGUCACAGGCACACAGGAGACUACAUCGCGGGAGAGAUUGUGAAGGUUGUGGAGAAAAUUGGAACCGACAAGGUUUUCGCUCUUGUUACCGACAAUGCAAGCAACAUGAAGGCCGCGUGGACAAUCGUCAGUCUUCGCUACCCUAGCAUCACUACUCUUGGAUGCUGUGCUCAUGGACUAAACUUGUUGCUGUCGGACAUGCUCAAACUGGUGACAUUGCAAGAAGUUUGCAAGAGGUCCAAGACUCUAAUCAAGUAUGUCAGAAACUCUCACGUGGUUGCGGCUCACUUUGCUAAGAGGCAAGAAGAGUGCUAUGCUGGAAACCAGACCACAUUAAAACUACCAGCUGAAACUCGCUGGGCGGGCAUUUUGAUGUCACUAGAAGGCUUACUGAAGAACAAAGAAGCUUUACAGAAAACUGUGAUCGCUGCGGAGCUUCAAGUGAGCAGGGAAAUAAGAUCAACGAUAUUAGAUGAAGACUACUUUUGGCGAGAUGUGCAAAGCACCUUCCACGUGUUGCAGCCAGUUGCCCGUGCUAUUUCCGAGGCUGAGUCAGACACUGCUGUCCUCUCAGACGUCCAUGAGAUCCUGUUCAAAGUAACAAGACAAGUCGAAGAGGCCCUUCCAAACUCUGCCUUGACAACGGGCGAAAAGGAAAGAGUAGCAGAAAUCCUGCGUGAGCGACGCAACUUUAUUUGCCGUCCAGCACAUGCUGCCGCAAAUUUGCUCGACCCGAAGUUCAAAGGGCGGUGCUUAAGUGUGAUGUAG